Molecule: messenger RNA, 705 nt
Organism: Prunus armeniaca (apricot)
Lineage: Eukaryota; Viridiplantae; Streptophyta; Magnoliopsida; Rosales; Rosaceae
Source: the annotation of a GenBank genome assembly
AUGGGGGAUGUCAUCAGUAAAGCUGCAGAUGGGGUCGGUGGUCUACUUGAGAAGGCGUUCUUGGCUCCAUUUAAGACUAUGUUUGGUGGCUCAUGCGAGGAUGUGUGUUCAGGACCCUGGGAUUUCGGUUGCUUUAUUGAGCAUCUAUGUGUCUCCAGUCUGUUGAAACUGUUAAUGAUCUUGGUCCUCUGCUACAUAACUUUAUUAUUCUUCUAUCUAUUAUUUAAACUGGGGUUAUUCCAAUGCAUUGGAAAAAGCCUCUGUAAGAUGUGUUGGGCUGCAUGUGAGACAUACUGGUAUGCACUAGAAGAUAUUACUUGUUUCUUGUGUUACAAACUAAAGAACACUAAGAGGGUAAACCGCCGUCGUCACCGUCAUCGCCGUCGCAGCCAAUUUCGAGACAUUGAGCAAGGAUACAGUUCAAGCGAGGAAAAUGAUUUGUGGGAUAACUAUCAUGAGUUAAAUGUCAGCAGAAAGCGGAAGUCACUCAGCAGGAGAAGAAAGCAUAAGCCGCAGAGCUCUGUUUACCCAUCACGUAGGCACGGCACUCGUAGUCACUACCAUGUAAGGUUAAAGUCUAGGGGAAGAUCUGUGCGCAUUGUGGGCAGAUCUCAAAGGCCAAGAAGCUCGAGACAUCUUCGAUUAAGAAAAGUGAGAAAUGUUCGAAGGCAAGCCAGAACAUCAAAGAGGAGGAAACUUAGGUGA